Molecule: messenger RNA, 947 nt
Organism: Aegilops tauschii subsp. strangulata
Lineage: Eukaryota; Viridiplantae; Streptophyta; Magnoliopsida; Poales; Poaceae
Source: RefSeq, a predicted model, not a curated record
UCUCUGUUAUAUAUAUAGUUGCCGCAGCGCUUCCUCAACCCCAACCAACACAAAGCAAAUAUCUCACCCAGCUCACACCAGCUCAGCUCAGCUCACCAGGCAGAAGAGGAAGAGCAGGAGGAGGACGACGGCGAAGAAGAGAAGCAGAUCACGCCAUGCCAAGACAGUUUCUUGGUAAGAAGGUGAGGUCACAGGAGGCUCCACCCGCAUCCUCAACUACGCCAACAAGGGCGGCCACGGCGGCAGCCUCAAGAACGCCAACAACGGCGGCUCCACCAUCGACUGUAAUAACAUCAACUGGUGCAGUGGCGGCCUCAAGCCAUGUGCGGUCGAGGACGCCGACACACUGUGACUGUUCCACGGGAAUGACGACAGUGGUGGCUCCGUCUGAGGCUUCUAUAACGUCAACUGACGCAAUGGCGGACUCAAGCCAUGUUCAGUCGAGGAUGCCCACGCCAAAUGUUUGUUCCUCAAGCAUGACAUCAAUAGUGGUUCCGUCCAUGGAUUCAAGAGCUUCGACUAACGCAACGACUGCCUCAAGCCAUAUGCGGUCGAUGGCGCCGACACCAGGUGAGGGGUCCUCAAGAAUAACAUCAAUGGUAACUCCAUCCGCUGCUUCAGAAAAGUCAAUUGGUGCAAAGCCUGCCUCAAGAGGGUCGAGAACGUCGACGCCAAAUGAUUGUUCCUCAAGAAUGACAUCAAUGGUGGUUCCGUCCAGGGACUCAAUAGCCUCAACUAACGCAACAACGACCUCAAGCCAUAUGCGGUCGAUAGCGUCGACACCAGGUGAGGGGUCCUCAAGAAUGACAUCAAUGAUAGCUCCAUUUGCUGCCUCAGUAAAGUCAACUGGUGCAAUGGCUGCCUCAAGAGGGUCGAGGAUGUCGAUGCCAAGUGAUUGUUCCUCAAGAAUGACAUCAAUGGUGUGGUACCGUCCAGGGACUCAAUAG